AGCGUAAAGACGGGAAGGUCAGGUUCUCCGCGAUUAUUUAAUUUUUAUACUUUAAAACGAGUAUCGGUUUUUGUGUACAGUUAUGUAAAUAACAAUCCAAUAUAGUGUGCUAUCUGGUUAUUUAUGAAGAUGUUGGCACCUGGUGUUUUUGCCACUAUCAUGGUGCUGGUUGUUACGGGUCAAGUUUUCUCCAACGGCAAUUACUCAGAUUUUCCAUACAUACAAUAUUUAACACAUCCUCCUGAAAUAAAAGUCAAACCUAGAAAUUUACAAGUUCGUGCUGGCGGUAUAGCGGCCUUUUACUGUGCCGCACAAGGCGAUCCUACUCCUGUAAUUCAAUGGAAAAAGAAUGGAAAGAAGGUGUCAAGUUCUCAGACUAGAUAUCAAGUAAAAGAAUUCCCCGACGGUGCUUCUUUGCUUCGUAUAGAACCAGUUAAAGCCGGUAGAGACGACGCUAACUAUGAAUGUGUUGCUGAAAAUGGUGUGGGAGAUGCUGUUAGCGCAGAAGCCACACUAAUCGUCUUCGAAACUGAUAAAUUGCCGCCGGGUUUUCCUCAGAUAACUCAAUCACCCGCAACGAACAAAGUCGUCGAAAUAGGACACAAUACAGUUUUAAAGUGCGAAGCUACCGGUAAUCCCCCACCGAAAAUAAUUUGGUUGAAAAAUAUGCUCCCAAUCAAUAUUACCGCUCCCAGGUCAAGAUAUUCCACGAGGGAUGACAUGCCAGGAGCACUUCAGAUUCUUUCGAGCGAAGAAAAGGAUCACGGAAAGUAUGAAUGCGUCGCCGAAAAUUCGAUUGGCACGGAUUAUUCCAAACAUUCUCUGCUUUACGUUAAAGUUCGGCGAGUACCUCCACAAUUUUCGAUCCCUCCUCCAACAAUGAGCGAAGUAAAACUGGGCGACGAUCUAAAUUUGACUUGUGUAGCGGUGGGUUCACCUAUGCCUUUUGUAAAAUGGCGUAAAGGGUUGACACAAGAACUUACUCCAGAAGAUAAAUUACCCGUAGGCAAAAACACCUUGGAAUUAACCAACAUCCAAGAAUCCGCAAAUUAUACUUGCGUAGCGGCUAGCGCCUUGGGCGUAAUCGAAGCUUUAGCACAAGUCAAAGUACAAUCUCUUCCUGGACCACCGACAAAUGUAAAAGUUUCUGAAAUCACAGCUACAUCUGUAAGACUUACAUGGUCUUACAAUGGUCCUGAAGACUUACAAUAUUACGUUAUUCAAUUUAAACCAAAAUUUGCUAAUCAGGCUUAUAGUGAAAUCAGCGGAAUUAUCACAAUGUAUUAUUCUGUUAGGAAUUUGAGUCCUUAUACAGAAUAUGAAAUGUUUGUCAUAGCUGUGAAUAAUAUAGGGAGGGGCCCACCCAGCGCACCUGCCGCUGUAACUACUGGAGAAACAGCUGUUUCUUCUUUUGGAGGUGCCAAGCCUGGGACAGCUCCUCGAAACGUUCAAGUAAGACCGUUGAGUUCUAGUACUAUGGUGAUACAAUGGGACGAACCGGAAACUCCAAACGGUCAAGUUACGGGCUACAAAGUAUAUUAUACUACAAACGCCCAACAACCGAUGGCCCAAUGGGAAUCCCAAGUAGUAGAUAACAAUCAAUUGACAACAAUCAGUGAGUUAACACCUCACACUAUUUAUACAAUCCGUGUCCAGGCAUAUACGUCCGUUGGUCCUGGUCCAUUGAGUGUUCCAGUUCACGUUAAAACACAACAGGGUGUUCCAAGUCAACCGAGCAACUUACGUACCUCUGACAUCGGUGAAAGUUCAGUAACGCUUCAAUGGACGAAACCGAGUCAUUCUGGUGAAAAUAUAGUAAGUUACGAACUGUAUUGGAAUGAUACUUACGCCAAAGAGAAACAUCAUAGGCGUAUACCUAUUUCGGAGACUUAUACAUUAACCGGUCUGUAUCCGAACACACUGUAUUAUGUGUGGUUAGCAGCUAGGUCACAGAGAGGUGAAGGGGCUACUACCCCUCCUAUACCAGUUAGAACGAAGCAAUACGUACCCGGAGCCCCGCCGACCAACGUAAUUGGCGAAGCAGUAAGUCCCACGGCGAUCAAAGUCACGUGGGACCCACCGCCUGCGAACCGUACCAACGGAAAUAUCAUUUACUACAAGUUGCAGUUCGUUGAAUCUGACAGGUCUGAUAGCGAAGCGAACGUUAUCAAAUUUAAUGGUACCACUUUUGUGCUUGACGAAUUAAAAAGAUGGACCACGUACAGGAUAUGGGUAUUAGCUGGUACUUCUGUAGGCGACGGUCCGAGUUCGUAUCCCAUUACGGUGCGCACACACGAAGAUGUGCCGGGGGAUCCUCAAGACGUUAAAGUCACUCCCAUAAAUUCUACGACUAUCAAAGUCGAUUGGAAACCACCUCAAACUAGAGAUAGGAAUGGAAUCAUCUUGGGAUACCACGUACACGUACAAGAAACCAAAGAAGAGGGAAAGAGUUUCUUCAAUGAACCCAUGAAAUUCGACGUUUUUGGUGAUUCUCUAUUGGAAUUGAACGUUACGGGUCUUCAACCGGAUACCAUGUACUCCAUUCAAGUGGCGGCGUUGACUAGAAAAGGAGACGGCGAUCGAAGCGCACCUGUAAACGUUAGAACUCCCGGAGGAGUACCAAACAGACCAGCAUUAACUCUAAAGAUUAUUGAAAAGGUACCAACAGUUACUAUUGAUUUAGAAUGGACUAGACCUUCUCAAACCUAUGGAGAACUCAAAGGUUAUCGUCUUAGAUACGGUGUUAAGGAUCAGUUUUUGAAAGAUGUUCCUCUUAAAGCAACUCACACCAAUUAUAGAAUAAACGAUUUGGAACGGGGUGUCGAAUACGAAUUCCGAGUAGCCGGUCAAAAUCACAUUGGAAUAGGACAAGAGGCGAUCAAAUACAAGAAAACCCCAGAAGGUCCACCGACCGGUCCUCCCACCAAUAUAACCUACCAUUUCCAAACGCCAGAUGUCGUUUGCAUAUCAUGGAGCCCCCCGAGUAGAGAACAUCGCAACGGACAAAUUACCAAAUACGACAUACAAUUCCACAAGAAAUCAGAUCACAGUAACAUAAUAAUCAGAAACGUGUCAAAUACUAAAGCCGUAUUUACAAAUUUAGAAGAAAAUACCGAAUACGUGUUCCAUAUUAAAGCUUAUACGAGUCAAGGAGACGGACCGAAUAGCGAAAAAUAUACGGUUCAAACCGAACGGGAUAUAGGAAGAGCACCGAUGUCGGUAAAGGCCGUAGCGACAUCGGAUUCCAGCGUGGAAGUUUGGUGGGAACCGGUACCAUCAAGAAACAAAGUGAUAGGAUACAAAAUAUUUUACACGAUGACAGCCGUAGAAGAUUUGGACGAAUGGCAGCACAAGAUAGUAGGUUUAACGGAAUCCGCAGAUUUGGUAAACCUCGAAAAAUACGCUCAAUACGCCAUAGCGGUGGCGGCUAGAAUGAAAAACGGUCUCGGAAGACUUUCCGAAAAGGAAUUAGUUAAAGUUAAACCGGAAGACGUACCCCUUAAUUUACGAGCUCACGAAGUAACCACACAUUCGAUGACCCUAUCUUGGUCACCACCGAUUAGAUUGAAUCCGAUCAAGUACAAAAUUUCCUUCGAUGCGAUCAAAGAAUUCGUCGAUUCGCAGGGAAUCACCCAGACGCAAAAUAUACCUAGAGUUGAAAUUAAAUUAGACGCCGACGUUCGAUCGCACACCAUUAACGAACUAUCACCUUUCACUACUUAUAACGUCAACGUUAGCGCUAUACCGACCGAUAAUUCCUACCGACCACCUACGAAGAUAACUGUAACUACGCAAAUGGCGGCUCCACAACCGAUGGUCAAACCAGAUUUUUACGGCGUAGUAAACGGAGAAGAAAUACACGUUAUAUUACCCCAAGCUUCCGAAGAAUACGGUCCUAUCAGUCAUUAUUAUUUAGUCGUAGUACCAGAAAACAAAAUGACAAUCCAAAAGAACCCCGAUCAAUUUUUAACCGACGAACUGAUAGCUAACAUUGAAAAGAUACCGGAAAAUUCGGAUCUACCUUAUAUAGCAGCCAAAUUUCCGCAGAGGAACAUACCGUACACCUAUCAUUUAGGUACAGGUGAAAGUAACGACGGUUACGUCAAUUAUAAAUUGGAACACGGUAAACGUUAUAGGAUAUUCGUAAGAUCGGUGGUUGAUACGCCGCAAAAACAUUUGUAUACCAGUAGUCCGUUUUCCGAAUUUUUAUCUUUGGAUAUGCGAGAAGUACCUCCUGGCGAUCCUCCUCGAAGACCAAAUCCGAAUACACCCACCGAUACCGACGUUAAAGUUAGUUCUCAAAAAAAAGAGGCAGAGGUGUUCAAAAUCAUCGGACCGAUAAUAGCAGCCCUACUUCUGUCUGUGAUACUAGUAAUAUUAUUUAUAUUAAGAAAAAGAAGACAACCUUGUAAAACUCCCGAUCAGACAGCCGUUACAAGACCGUUAAUCCAACCGGAUCUGAAUGCUAGUAUAGCUCCUAGCGACCCAGUCGAAAUGAGAAGAUUAAAUUUCCAAACGCCGGCUAUGAUAUCACAUCCUCCUAUUCCUAUAUCGGAAUUAGCCGUUCAUAUAGAAAAACUAAAAGCCAACGAUAAUCUGAAAUUUUCUCAAGAAUACGAAAGUAUCGAACCCGGACAACAAUUUACGUGGGAUCAUUCUAACAUGGAUGUAAAUAAACCUAAAAAUAGAUACGCCAAUGUCAUUGCUUAUGAUCAUAGUCGGGUAAUUUUACCCAGCGAAGGAGGCGUUUUAGGUACCGAUUACAUAAACGCCAAUUACUGCGACGGUUAUCGAAAGCACAACGCUUACGUCGCUACCCAGGGUCCUCUACCGGAGACGUUCGCCGAUUUUUGGCGGAUGUGUUGGGAAUUGAAAUCUGCUACGGUUGUUAUGAUGACGAAAUUAGAAGAAAGGACACGAAUUAAAUGCGAUCAAUAUUGGCCGACGCGCGGUACCGAAACAUACGGUAGUAUGAACGUGACAGUUACGGAAGUCCACGAAUUAGCCACGUACUGUAUCCGAACGUUCCAGAUUCACAAAGAGGGUUACAGCGAACGAAGGGAAUUGAAACAAUUGCAAUUUACUGCUUGGCCGGAUCAUGGGGUACCCGAUCAUCCGGCGCCUUUCUUGCAAUUCUUAAGAAGAGUCAGAACUUUGAAUCCGCUCGAUGCCGGACCUAUUAUUGUACAUUGUUCUGCGGGAGUAGGAAGAACAGGUUGUUUCAUUGUAAUCGAUUCGAUGCUUGAACGUAUGCGACACGAAAAAACCGUGGAUAUUUACGGUCAUGUGACAUGUUUGCGCGCCCAACGUAAUUACAUGGUCCAAACGGAAGAUCAAUAUAUCUUUAUCCACGAUUCUUUAUUGGAAGCCUACAUUUGCGGUCAGACUGAAGUACCGGCGAGAAAUCUUCAUUCACAUAUCCAAAAAUUGAUGCAGCUCGAACCGGGAGAAAACAUAUCGGGGAUGGAACACGAAUUUAAAAAAUUGAGUAACAUUAAGACUGAUUCAUCACGUUUCGCGACUGCGAAUUUGCCUUGCAAUAAGCACAAAAACCGUUUGGUACAUAUCUUACCGUUCGAAACCACAAGGGUUUGUCUUACCCCAUUGAGAAAUAUUGAAAGUUCCGAUUAUAUCAAUGCUAGUUUCAUAGACGGUUAUAGAUAUAGGAAGGCGUAUAUUGCUACACAAGGACCUAUGUCCGAUACUACUGAUGAUUUGUGGAGGAUGCUGUGGGAGCACAAUUCUACCAUUAUAGUCAUGCUGACGAAACUUAAGGAAAUGGGAAGGGAGAAAUGUCAUCAGUAUUGGCCCAGUGAAAGAUCUGUGAGAUAUCAGUGCUUCGUCGUGGAUCCUAUAGCCGAAUAUAACAUGCCCCAGUACAUACUGAGAGAAUUCAAAGUAACUGAUGCAAGAGAUGGUUCAUCCAGGACAAUAAGACAAUUCCAGUUUACCGAUUGGCCGGAACAGGGAGUUCCAAAAUCGGGAGAAGGAUUCAUCGAUUUCAUCGGGCAGGUUCAUAAAACUAAGGAACAAUUCGGACAGGAUGGUCCGAUUACCGUUCACUGUAGUGCUGGGGUUGGUAGAACUGGUGUGUUUAUAACACUGAGCAUAGUUCUCGAAAGGAUGCAGUAUGAAGGAGUUGUAGAUGUAUUCCAAACAGCAAGGAUAUUAAGAACGCAACGACCAGCUAUGGUUCAAACAGAAGAUCAAUACCAGUUUUGCUACCGGGCCGCAUUGGAGUAUCUAGGCUCCUUCGACCACUACACCAACUAAUAAAUACCACUUUACCCCAUAUUUACUGCCAAACUGGAUAUUGACAUGGAAAAAUUUAGAAAUGUAUUUAAACAAGUGAUUAGUGAACAAACCUUAGGAACUAGCGUGCAAAUGUGUAUAAAUAUGUGCCUAAUGUAUAUGUGGAAAAAAGAAAUGCCAGAAAUUUAUAUUUAUUUUGAACACAAGAUCUCUAGCAAAUUGUCUCUGUACAAAAAUGCGGCUCGCAUUUUUAAUCUUGAGUUUGAAUAUACUUACAUGUAAUUAGGUACUUGAAAAUUUGCGUAGCACUUGUCCUUUCGUAUCGAAGAGGAUCAGCCGCAUUAGGAUUAAUAAUAAUAAUAUAAAGGUGUUGAUGAUUGAAGGAAACUCAAUCUAAUUUAUUUUUUUAAUAAUACUUUAAUACAAAUAUUAAUCCCUAGUUGAUAUAUAGUAAUCGAUUGAAGGAAAUAUAUAUUGUGAGCUAGAAAAUAGUUCAAAAGCAACAGAAACAAGAGAAAAUAGCACUGAUAAAAAGUAAAUUGAAACCGUUGAAUCACUCACUUUGUAAAUUUUCAUUAUUUAAUGGUUAGAAUAAUUUAUAAAGGAUCAUUUACGAGACACAUACAACACUUGUUGUCAUACUGAAGUUGAAAAACCACAAUGGUACAUUUGAACUACUGGCUAGUAAAGUUCAAAAUCAAUUGUUUGAAACUGUUUUCAACAAAAGAAAAUGGAAAAACUGGAUUCUUUCUUCACUCUGUGAAUAUUAUAAUUUGUCACUAAAGGAAGCUUGAUAAGUUGGAAUACCUACUGCACUAAGAAGAAAGAAAAAUUGAAUCUGUCAUUCAAUUCACUCAACCAGAAUACUGUGAUUUCAUUAUUCGAUAUUAAGGAUCAUUUACGAGAUAAAUAAAACACUUGUUGCCAUACUGAAGUUGAGAAAUCACAAUGGUACAUUUGAACUACUGGCCAUAUGGAUAGGUUUACAGAAAACUAUUAAUUUGAGAAAAAAAUUGAUAUAGGAAUUGCACUAAAUGGAAAAUUUUAAUAAAUUCCACUUUAUACAAAGAUUGUUGAAUUUAUCUGUUAUUAAUUUUUUUUAUUUUGAGCUUAAAACUGAUAAAGUAUUAUCAAAAAGAUUACUGAUCAAAAUAAAGUAUUGUAAAUUGUUAUAAUUAAUAAAGAAGAGUUAUCAACUAAUCAUAUUUAUAGGCUAAUUAACUAAUAUAGUGAAUUUAUUCAAAGAUAAAUUCAGUCCUGUACUUGAUGUAGAUUUAGAAAUUCAAGUUUAUCAUCAAAUUCCAAAAUUUAUACUCCUUUUUCUUAAUUUAAAUAUUUUAUACAAUUGUUGCAACAAUCAAGUUAGAAUUAUCAAUUUAUUUAAAUAAAAUAUUAAAACUAAAUCAUUUUAAACCUCUGUAUUCUAUGAAAUGAUUAAAAUCAAUAUCGAAAUGAAUCUUUUUUUCAAAUUUUUACUUCUUAGGCCUCUUUAUUUAUAUGUCGUGAUGAUUUGUCGUUAUUUUAUGUCUCCUCUAUUUUUAUUUGAAAAUUAAAUGAGACAUAAAAUCAUCACGAAAUGAUUCUUUAGCAACAUCAGAUAUUCAAAUACCUUGGGGCCUUGAUAACUGAAGAUAAUGAAGUGACAACAAGAGUUGUUGCGGGGAACAAAUGCUUCUGGGCAGUCCAGAGAGCGCUCAAGUUUUGAGGGCUCUUACGAUGGUUAAAACUCAUCAUUUUAAAGACAAUAAUCUGUUCUGUAGACACAUACGGAUGCGAGACAUGGACUAUGACGACGACAAGUGAACGAAUCUUGAAAUGCUGGGAACGUAAGAUCUUAGUAAAGAUUUUUGGACCUGUUUAAGAGAUCGGUGCUUGGGGAAUCACAGAGCCAUGUAUGGAGUUCCUGGAGGAGCGUGACUGAGAGGAAGACCGCGCCUUCGCUGGUUAGAGAACGUUGAGGUGGAUCUGGUCUAGCUAGGGCAGGCACCAUGCUCAGGACAGAUUGUUGAGAAGGCCCUGGUUCUCAAAGGACUAUAGCGCCAGUUAAAGAAGUUAUAAGACUGGUUACUUAGAAACAAUCAACACUUUUUACGAUUCACUCUGUAUAACUAGUGGAGUACCAGGCUAUAAAUUAAUUAUUUUCCCUCAUAUAUCAACAAAUUAUUAUUUAAAUUACAGUUUUUCUUUAUGUUUAUAGAUAUAAUGGAAUAGACUUGAAUUUUUAAAAAUCGUACAAAUUGUUUCCUUCCAUCUCAACCACCUUGUAAAUCUAUAAAUAAAUAAAACUAUUAUUCAUCUAAGAAAUAUAGAAAUGUUGACAUCCACUUAUUUUCUGUCAUUUCUUGUAAUAAAAACUUUUUGAUUGUCACUAGUUUCCAAUUUUUGAUAUCGUCUCUAUUUCGUAAUUGUUUUUUUGGUUGUUUCACUCAAAAUAAUUAUAUAGUAACAAGACAUAAGGCAUGUACAUAUAUUUAGUGCAUUUAUCCAAUUAUAAAGCUAUAGUUUCACUGUAUAUUAUCAAUUGAUAUUUAACCGAUGUUUUGUUUAGUUCGGUAUUCGUGGCAUCCAUAUUUCAAAAUUUUUAUACUUCCAUUGAAUACAGAUAUUCAAAUUAUAAAACUAAAUAUUCCCAUUGAAAACUCACUUAUACUUUCCAAUACUUGUUUUCUUAAGUAGUAGUAUUUUUGUGUAAAACGGCAGCUGGAAAAUACUCAUUUUAUUCAAAAUAUUAAACUUCUCCUUUAGUAACAUAUUAGAAUCGAUUUUUAGAAAAAUAAAAUCAAAUUGAUCAUAGAAAUAUUUGUAUUGUUUACUUAAAUGUUGAAGAGAAUAGAAACACUGAUUUUUUUAUUAAUUUUCAAAGAAAAUAAAAAAAUAAUUACAAUGUUCUUGAUCCUCGACUUAUAUUUUUCCUUUUAUUUAAAUGAACAGUUUUCAUACUUUAUUUUUACUGGUUUUCCUUGUAUCUUUUGCUCAUCAAAUUAUCUCCUACAUUUCCUUUUAACAUUCGUACAUUUUAAUUUGUAACAUUUUUCGAGCACGGUUAAUUAAUACUUAAAACUUCAUUAAAUCACAAUUAUUACAACACUAUUAACUAUCGCUUUGAAAAAUCUAUUACUGUAUACCGCCCGGAAGCCUUCUCACUCGCCACAUAUCCCCAAUAUUCAACUACUGCUCUAAUUUAAGUUUCCUGCCUUCUCAAUAUAUAUAUGCGACGUUCUAGAACAUAAUAGAACCUUCUAGUAUUAGUCUACCUCAACCAGAAACGUUUUGAUCAGAAUUCAACGGUUUCCCAAUAGAUGGAGGCACCUAUCUUUUUAUAGUUUCCAUUACAUUAACUCAUAAUCGGCGCCGUAAAAUGGCGUGCGGCUGUGUCUCCAUCACAAUAUAGAUUUACCAGAUAUUUUGUUUCUUUUUAGGUAUUACCUAUACUAUUAUUGAACUCAAUUUACUAAUUUUAGCUAUUUUUACUCGUUCCAUAUCAUUUGGUAUUGAUUCUGGUCGAUAUCUGCAAGUUUUUUUCUUGUUUUUGUAUCAAAUCGUAGGUAUUGGCAGCAUUAAAAUUCUUAAAGUAGUCGUGGAGUUUUUUGAAUAGAAAAAUUCGUAUCAUUACAUGUAAAUUACUGUAUAUUAAUGAAGGUAUUAUUAGACUUUUUUUGUUAUUUGAAAAUAAACUUGGAAACAUGGAUGUCACCAUUAUUAUCACAUUUGUUAUUAAAUGUUGCGAUUUAUUCUAGUAUCUUGCACUGAAUCUCAUGAAUUAAAUCAAAUUUAUGUAAUUUUUUUGUUAAUACUUGCUCAUUGUGAAGUAAGAGCUAGAAUAUGUCACAGGAAAAAUAUUCUAACAAACUCGGUCCAUAGAAUAGAAGUUGAAGGAAAUUAUUCUUCAUUACAUGAUCGUUCGGAAAUAUUAGUUGAAAAGACUGAAGUAUUUUGUUGCAAUUGGGUUAUUGCAAAUAGAAGAAACUAAUAUUUUUGAAUUGAUUCAGAUUAUUUUUAAAAUAACCAUUAAAAUCUUAACUACUGGAAAAACUUUAGUUGAUGUUUGAUAAUCCUCAAUAAUAACUAUUUAAUUCAUAUUCAACUUUUAUUUUCAUAUUUUAUGUUGAAAGAAAGCCAAAAUAUCGAGAAAAGCGACCGGAAUGACUUCGGGACCUGGAUUCUGCUAGAUGUGUACAGAUCCCAUGAUACAAAUGAAAACAGAGAAUGGAAUCAAUGGUUUUAGCAGAUCUACAAGAAAAUAUAAACAUAAAUUUAGUUUACCUGUAUGCCUCUUUCACUGAGUGAAUCUUUGUAAAAAAAACAAAACAAAAUGUUUUGAGACACAGGUGGUAAUGGAUUAAAAUAUCAUAAUUUUCAUUGGUUUCUGACCUUCUCUCUUAAAAGGAUUGUUAAGGAAUAUAUUUAUUUAUAUUUAAUAACUCUAGUUCCUUAAAUUCCUGUUUUAGCCCUUAAAUAACUGGAUCUCAAAAAAGAAGAAGAAAUUUCAAAACCUCACAAGAAUGAUUGUGUCGAAAAGGAACCAACCAAAUAAUGAAAUAACUGAUAAACAAAUAGGAAGAGAAAACAAUCCAUUAAUAUUGAGAAAAAUGUAUUUAAGAAGACGAAAAUUCAAGUAGAAAUAAUACAUUACAUCAUAUAACAUCAUAUUAAAAUAGUUUAACCGAUAUCAUCUUGAGUAGCUUAACAAUUUUUGGGGGGAGAUUCCUAGUAGAUUAAAGGCAACAUACAUUUCAGAACUAUCUACUGUGUCGUAAGCCUGCUUAAAAUGUAUAAACAUAACAUGAAGGACUCAUAGCUUUUCUUAAGGGUGAAUAGCUGAUCUGUUGUUCCUCUACCUUUCUUGAAACCUUUUUUAUUUUUUAAAAUUGAAUAAAAUGUAUUAUACAUAGAUGCCAAAUGUUAUGUAGACUUGUACGUUAAUAGACCAUUUCUGGAAUCAUUGAUGAUAUUCAUACUGAACACACUGUUCACACCACUACCCCAACAGUCACAAUUACACUGUCUGACUCGCGUUUCGAUAACCAAGAUAUCGUCUUCAGAGAUUGAAGGUAAAGUGUUUACCUUUAGGCUCUGAAGACGACAACUUGGUUAUCGAAACGCGAGUCUGACAGUGUAAUUGGUAGUGUAAACAGUGUAUUCAUUUUUCUGCAUAGUUCCAUAAAUUCCUACCAUGUGAUUAGAGUCAUUCUGGUUAAAUUGAAAAUAAUGAGGUUAACAUUUUAAUGGUACCAUAAAAGCCCAAUGCAGUAUAUUUAUAAUGGAACAUUUUUGUCAUAUGCAAUAUUUACAGUUUACUGUAUCCAUUGUGAUAUUUUUUUACUUUUGAAUAUUAUUUACUCUAUUAUAUAUUUUAAUGUAAUUUUUAGUGUCGAUUUAUAUUUUUUAUGUGUAUAAAAUGAUUUUGUUUGGAGUA
Molecule: messenger RNA, 11668 nt
Organism: Diorhabda carinulata
Lineage: Eukaryota; Metazoa; Arthropoda; Insecta; Coleoptera; Chrysomelidae
Gene: Lar
Product: tyrosine-protein phosphatase Lar
Exons: 24
Coding region: 124-6273 (2049 amino acids)
Biological process (GO): protein dephosphorylation
Molecular function (GO): protein tyrosine phosphatase activity; protein binding
Source: RefSeq, a predicted model, not a curated record